AUGAGGUCACUCUCAAUAGGGAGCAAGCAAAUCAUAUUAUCAAGCUUUCAAAAAUGUUUUUGCACUGAGGACUGCACUUUGAAUAGUUAUAAAAAUCUUGAGAGCUCUUGGCAGGCUGCUUCCCACCACAUGACAGCAUUUCAGAAGAGUGUAAUAAGUGCACCAUUUGCAGGCAAGAUGAUGGAGUUUGACAUGUAUUACCAUUUGCUGUGGGAUUGGGCCUGCAAUCUCUUGAAGGAUUCCAAUGUGGGACCAUACUUUCCAUGGACAGCUAAUGAUGUUUGGAAUGUACAAAGUGGUCUACCUUCAGAUGGCAAAGUUCUGGCAUUCAUUAUGUAUGCCAAUAAAUCCAAGCUAUCAUCAUUUGGUCAACAGAAAGGGUAUCUGGUUGGUGCAUGGAUUGCUAACCUUCCAACUUGGAUCCAUAAUGGUGAAGGUUUAGGUGGUGGCCAAGUAGUCAUGUGGUUACUGAUUGUAAAGGAAGACAAAAGGUAUUCUGGAAAGAAAUUGUUUGCCAACUUCAAGAAUCAUGUUUGGCAUGAAUCUUUCAAGAAGAUACUGGAUAUGAUCUCGGAGUACUCAAAUACCAGCUUCUGGCAAGCAGUCAUGGCACUUAUGCAUAGUGUCAUGUCAAAUUACCCUUGUCCUAUUUGCCUCAUUCCUCAUGAGGAGAUAUCCAAAUUCCCCACAGACUGUGAACAUCAUACCAGUGAGAAUGUUUUCAAGACAUUACAGGAAGCAUGCUUGCAGAACCAAGCAGACCACAAGGAACAGAUUCUGGCAAAGCAGGGACUACAUGAUGUAGAUCUAAGUUGCUCAUGCUAUUACCUUCACUCCCACUCUGAUCCCUUCCAGAUGUUGUGCUGGGACAGACUGCAUGCCAACUGUGCAGGAAAAUUUGGUGAUCAUUUGUGGGGAGAACUCAUGAGGAUUCUUGAGACAAUGGGCUGUCAAACGAUGGGAAAAGUAGAAUGGAAUCUUAGCACAGUACUUCGUUGGCAUGGCCUCAAUCAUUUUGAGGAAGCACUUUUGGUUUCAUACACAGAUGGCCAAAAAUUUGAGGAUCUAUCCAAGCCACUGUACCUUCUAUUGCAUUGUUUACAUGCUUGCAUUGAAUUUGAUAUGUAUACUGCACUGGAAUUACAUACAACACACACACUUGCCACUGGGCAGGAGGUGCUUGUUAUCUUUGAUUCAUUGAUGAAGAAAUAUGCAGAGGAAACACAAUAUACUGGGAAAAAUUGGAACUUUCCAAAGAACCACACCUGGAUGCAUGUGUUCAAUGACAUCAAAGCUAAGGGUGUCACCCACAAUUUCAAUACAAAGCCAAAUGAGAAAAUGCAUGGCCCAUUGAAGGAAGCAUAUCAGAAACAAACAAACUUCAAGAAUGUUGCUCAGCAAAUUCUCCACAUCAAUCACCUUGGACUUGUUUGCAAACAUAUCCACUGCAAGAUUACAGAAUACAAUACCUACAUGUUGACCACAAAAGCGACACAUCUGGGUAACCUUGAAGCUGAUGAGCCUGAAGAAGAAUUUUUCCACAUCAAGUUAGGUAGCAAAAUGAAGGAACCAUUAACAUUUGAGGACAUGGGGAGGAAGAGUACUACUGACAAUGUGUUCAGCCAGUUCUGGGGAAAGCUCAGUGAGUUCCUCAAUAAACACUUUGAUAUUGCAGGGGAACCUCUUCCUGGUGGGAAGCACAUCCAAUUCCAAAUGAAUGAGAAGAUCAUGGAAUUUUGCUUUGUCAAAGUUAACUUUGAAUCCACUGUUGAUUGGUGUCAGUACACAGAUUAUCUACAUUGCCACCCUAAUUUCCAUGGAUGCCCCCAUUAUGACUGUGUGCUCAUCAAGACUCAGCAAAAAGACAUGUUUGGGCAACUUGUACUUUUGUUCCAGUGCAUUGUUGUCCAUUCAAUCAUUCAUGGUGCCCUUCUAUAUCCAGAUCAUAUGAGACCUGUUGACACUGACAUGGUCCUUUGUGUGCAAAUGAUGCACAAAGCUGCAGGACACCUCUGA
Molecule: messenger RNA, 2016 nt
Organism: Pisolithus orientalis
Lineage: Eukaryota; Fungi; Basidiomycota; Agaricomycetes; Boletales; Pisolithaceae
Exons: 15
Coding region: 1-2016 (671 amino acids)
Source: RefSeq, a predicted model, not a curated record